Molecule: messenger RNA, 594 nt
Organism: Aspergillus uvarum CBS 121591
Lineage: Eukaryota; Fungi; Ascomycota; Eurotiomycetes; Eurotiales; Aspergillaceae
Exons: 6
Coding region: 1-594 (197 amino acids)
Source: RefSeq, a predicted model, not a curated record
AUGAAUGCUACAGAAGGAGAAGAGGUUGCUGCAGUCUUUACAGGUCGUCAUUCCGGGAGCGUAGUAGUCGUAAUGCUCCCGUCAGUGAGUAUCAAGGACAGGGUUCGACUAUUGCUUCAGAUGGUGGCUGAUCGCCCUGCUCCCCCAGAUCGGGGAAUGGAGAGCCCUGAUUUGGUGGUGAUCCUUUCGCCCCCCUCUCCCUCCUCCGCCCUCCCCCCCCGGGGCUAUGGGCCAUUGGCCAUUGCUAAGGGGACUUCCUCAGCUCACUCCGGUCAGGGCGAUUCUGUUGGCAUGUAUACAGUCGUAGUGCUGGAACCUAUUAGGGGUCUUCAUCUCCGGAGUAAUGUCCUUUCAUUUACACAUCUGCGUCUUCUAUACCAGGUCACAUAUUUCGUCUCUUAUGACCGAGUAGACCCAGGUGAAGAUCGACAGGCACACUGCUCACACAGACACAGCCCCAGCAACCCCGAUAAUGUCGAGUACGGGAUGUGCCUGGUGCCUGGUGCCUGGUGCCUGAAGGAACCCCGCAACAGCAACAACAGUCGCCACAACAGCAACAACCACCCGAGUACAGUACAAGCCACGCUACACUAA